Molecule: messenger RNA, 1965 nt
Organism: Odobenus rosmarus divergens (Pacific walrus)
Lineage: Eukaryota; Metazoa; Chordata; Mammalia; Carnivora; Odobenidae
Gene: STKLD1
Product: chromosome unknown open reading frame, human C9orf96
Exons: 19
Coding region: 1-1965 (654 amino acids)
Biological process (GO): protein phosphorylation
Molecular function (GO): ATP binding; protein serine/threonine kinase activity
Source: RefSeq, a predicted model, not a curated record
AUGGAGAAGUACCAGAUUUUGGGCCAAAUGAGUCCUGGGGCCUUGGGGGUGAACGUGGUGGUGGAGGAAACAGGAAACAAAGUCAAGCACGUGAUAAAGCAGGUGGAAUGUAUUGAUGAACAUCAGGCCAACGAGGCCCUGGAAGAGCUGAUGCCUCUGCGGAAGCUCCAGCACCCCCACAUCUCCAUAUACCAGGAGCUCUUCAUCAUAUGGAACAGUGAGAUCUCCUCUCUGUUCCUCUGCCUGGUGAUGGAGCACAACAAUGGGAGCUUCCAGAAGGUCAUUGAGAAGAAGAGGGAGACCAGGACAAUCAUUGACUCUGAAUGGUUGCAGAACAUGCUGGGCCAGGUGUUGGACGCUUUGGAAUACCUGCACCAACUGGACCUCAUCCACAGGAAUCUCAAGCCCUCCAACAUAGCCCUUGUCAGCAGCACCCACUGCAAAUUACAGGACCUGAGCUCCCACGCACUGAUGACAGACAAAGCCAAGUGGAACAUCCGCGCAGAGGAAGACCCUUUUCAGAAGUCCUGGAUGGCCCCCGAAGCGCUCAACUUCUCCUUCAGCCAGAAAUCGGACAUCUGGUCCCUGGGCUGCAUCAUUCUCGACAUGGUCAGCUGCUCCUUCAUAAAUAGAGCAGAAGCCAUGCAUCUGCGAAAGUCCAUCCGGAGCAUGCCUGACGGCCUGAAGGGCGUCCUGCAGACCAUGGAGGAGAAGAAGAUCCCCGAUGUGGAAACCUUCCGUUCUCUUCUACCUUCGAUGCUGCAGAUCGACCCCUCGGAGCGAGUAACGAUCAGGGAUGUGAUCCACAUCACCUUCGUGAGCAGCAACUUCCAGUCCUCCAGUGUUGCUCUGACCCUGCACCGGCAGGUGGUCCCUGCCUUCAUCACCGACCUGCUGCUGGAAAGUAACGUCGCCAGCAUUUUAGAGGUCAUGCAGAGCUUCUCCAGCCAACCUGAAGUCCAGCUCAGAGCCAUGAAGAGGCUCCUAAGAAUGCCUGAAGACCAGCUAGGUCUGCCGUGGCCGAUGGAGCUGGUAGAGAUGUUGAUCACCAUCAUGAAGCAACACGAGAGGAUCCUUGACAUACAGCUCUACGCCUGUUCCCUCCUGCUGCGCAGCCUGGGUCAAGCGCUGGCGCAGGACCCGGCGGCCGAGGUGCUGAGUGACAGCUCCAUCAUCUCUGUCCUGCUGAGCACCCUGUGGAGCCACCCCGAGUCAGAGCAGCUCCUGGUCACGGUCUACAGCCUGCUCACCAUCAUCUCCAGCCAGGAAUCGGCCUCAGAGAAGCUGCAGAAUGCUGGGCUGUUUGAGCAUAUCCUGGAGCACCUGAGUGCCUUCUCCACAAACAGGGACAUCUGCAUCAAUGGCCUGAGCCUGCUCUGGGCCCUGAUGGUGGACGCUAUCACUGUGAACAAGACCCCUUUGGAGAAAGCCGCGGUCCUCAUUCCCGAGGUGCUGGCCACCUACCCCGGGGACGCGGAGAUGGCUGAAGCCGGCUGCGGAGUCUUCGGGCUGCUGUCCAUGCUAGGUUGCAUAAAGGAGCACCAGUUUGAAGAUGUGGCGGCCCUGUUCCUGCGAAGCAUCCGGCUGUGCCCGGACAGAGCCCUGCUGGUGAACAACGCCUACCGGGGGCUGGCCAGCCUCGCAAAGGUGUCCGAGCUGGCGGCCCUGCAGGUGGUAGUGCCAGAGGAGAGCGGCAGCGGCCUCGACCUCCUCCAGGAGAUGUACCGGCUCUACAAGGACGACCCUGAGGUGGUAGAGAAUGUCUGCAUGCUGCUGGCCAACCUGGCCAACUACAAGGAGAUCCUGCCUGAGCUGGUGUCCAGUGGCAUUGGGCCCCUGGUCCAGGAGAUCAAGGAGCGCUUCACCUCCAGCCUGGAGCUGGUUUCAUACGCAGAGACGGUGUUGCUAAGGCUGGAGGCCACCACGCCACCCAGCUCCGCAGGAGGACAGUCAGCUCUGCCCUGA